Molecule: messenger RNA, 7883 nt
Organism: Gigantopelta aegis
Lineage: Eukaryota; Metazoa; Mollusca; Gastropoda; Neomphalida; Peltospiridae
Product: liprin-beta-1-like
Exons: 21
Coding region: 1214-3313 (699 amino acids)
Biological process (GO): neuromuscular junction development
Cellular component (GO): presynaptic active zone
Molecular function (GO): protein binding
Source: RefSeq, a predicted model, not a curated record
CUCAUAUAUAUAUAUACACACAUAUAUACAAGCUGGUAGGAGAAUAAUGUAAUUCUUGUCUCUUCAUGCAGAAAAAAGCAGAUACCUGGGUUCUUCUGUCAUUUUGGAGUGCUUCUUUAUCUGUCUGAAGCUGGUUUUGACUAACUAACCCAUUAAGUGUGUAACAACUGUGAAGGUAUAUGUUAUGAGUAGCUGGCCUACUUCUUGGGAUGUCUGUUGAACUUAUCCUGUGAUCAUUCUUAGAGAUGUGUAAAUGAUUCAGGCUGUUGUUUGUGUUGCUGGUUCUGUACAAAGUUAUGUACCAGACAUUUGGAUUUAACUAUAUGGACACCUGUUAAGGUUCUAGGUGUGAAUUACAUGGAGUCUAUACUUUUUUAACUCCAGAAAGUCUGUUUUGUAGUAUAUUGCUAAGACAUUGUUCAUUUUUAAAAUAAUAUAUACUGGACGUGAUCCCACUACAUGUUUCCAAUACGUGAGCAAAUUUUCAAUGCACUGUUGUUGCACUGUCAUUGGUGAUGUAUCCAUGUGUCCUUAGGAAUUUGCUUGACCUUUUGGUGUCACCUUUAAUGGUAGCGUCAGAUGAUCUAGAUAAGUAACAGCAUAAGUAAUAAGAUGUAGAAAUGUACACCAGUUGCUCAUCACACAGAUGUGAUUACAACUUCACGCUUGUAUACAUUUGCUAAUUAUAUUUGUUUAAACUGGCCAUUCCUCAACGUGUAUGUGCAUGAAGAAAAAGAUUAGAACUGGAAAUUUAGACGAUAAUAACAUGGUCAGAUUUGGGGCACAGUUGUAGUACACGGGGUAGUUCUAGUACACAGGGUAGUUCUAUUGCAACUCAUGGGAGUGUGAUGGGUGUUAGUUUUCAGGUUGCUUUGUUACUGACAACUGAAGUUGGCGUGCCUAUUGUGAUACGAACAUACGAACAUUCUCUCCGUCAUACAUUUUCAGUCACAUCUCAUGUUUGCAAAGCUUUACAGGAUUUGGAGAAAAUUCUACUGCAGUUCCUAGGAUGACAGUUGUAUGAUGAAACUGGAAUGUUUUUCAUGUACUCACUUGUCAGUGUAGAUUUCUGUCACAGAUGUGUUUAUUUUUGAGGAAACUAUAUACAUUGUAAUUUGCUGGAUUGCGUAUUGUAUUCAUUAACUGGAUUACAUUGUAUGGAAUUGCCAGUGCUUUUUUAUAUUCAGUAAGAGUUGGAUUAAACAGGUUUACAAUGGGAAACACAAAUACCAAGGAGGAGCUGUUGACAAGAACCUCACUGGAAACCCACAAGCUGGACUUGAUGGCUGAAAUUUCCAGUCUGAAGAUUAAGCUGUCGGCAGCCGACAAAGACAGACAUGAUCUUGAUGACAAGCUGCGGAUGGCCGAGAGACAGAUCGGAGAUCUCCAGACCAGGCUGACCGUGAAAGAUGCUGAGAUUUCCGAGUUGCGUAAUCAAAUGUUGCGGAAUGGAACAGGUUAUGGUCCAGAAUAUGGGGGAAACAUGUCAUCUGAAUGCACGUUAGAUCGUGACAGAACCCUAGAUACGCUAAAACGAAAACAAACAGAAGUUGCAAAUUUGAAGAGGGCGGUAGAGUCACUUAUGUUGGCAAAUGAAGAAAAGGAUAGGAAGCUUGAUGACAUGAAGCGACUGUUGAAGCGGUACAGACGGGUAGAGGAGCUGCUGGUUCAAGCUCAGGGUAGAAAAGCGGUUGAUGAGUUGUUAAUAAUAGAAGACGACACCAGUUCCACAAGCUCUUCCACUACUCCUUCCACUGGAGAAGUUACCUCGCAGAGUGAUAAGCAUCGAAGUCCUCACUACCUAUCAUCCCCAAGUGCCACAAGUACCCCGGUCCAUGCAGGUGGAGAUUUCAAAUAUGAUGCCAAUCACUUAGCCACACCCCCUUCAUCGAUGACAUCAAGCAACAGGCAGGUUCUUGGAAUGACGAGAUCAAACAGUUGUGAAAACAUGGGACCACCUCAGCAGAAAACACCUUCAACAAGUAAGAAGAAAACAGAUACUUUCGAGGGAGGUUACGCUCACACUGAAGUGGUAACCGAUGACGAGGAUGGCCUGCUUCACAUGGGGCAUCAGUCAGGUUCUAGUCAUGAAGGCAAGAAGAAGAAAGGAAUAAAGAGGUUUUUUGGCAAGUUGAAAAGAAGUAGUUCUCAAGACUUUGAUGGAGAUCGGCCUGAAGAGUUCCGACGAGGUGGUGUGCGGGCCACAGCCACGGCGAGACUGGGCUGGUCGCGAGAUGUCAAAGCUAGUGGUGAUCUGGAUAUACCGUUUGCUCGAUGGGAUGGAGAUCGGGUCACAGCAUGGAUGAAUGCGAUUGGUCUUAACAUGUAUCUCGUUGAUUGUAAGCGCUGGGUACGCAAUGGAGAACAGCUGCUGCGAGCAACGCCUCAAGAUCUUGAAAAGGAGUUGGGAAUGAAGAAUGCAAUCCACCGUAAAAAGUUACAACUUGCUUUGCAAGUCAUCGGCUUGGAGACAAGUGACCGGUUUGCAGAGUUGGACCAUAACUGGGUGACAAGGUGGCUUGAUGAUAUUGGUCUUCCACAGUACAAGGAUGCUUUUUACGAUGCCAGAGUUGAUGGGAGAAUGUUGCACUUCAUGACAGUAGAAGACCUGCUGUCUCUCCGUGUGUCUAAUGAACUCCAUCACAUCAGUCUGAAGCGGGGAAUUCAGGUGCUGCGAGUUAAUGGAUUUAACCCUCAGUGUCUCAAACGAAGACCGUCUCCCGAAGAGGGCCAUCUGCACAAUAUACCAGGCAGUGUUGCCCUAUGGACGAACCACCGUGUGAUGGAGUGGCUGAGGACGAUAGAUCUCUCAGAGUACGCUCCCAACAUGAGGGGUAGUGGAGUGCAUGGUGCUCUAAUGGUGCUGGAACACAGAUUUAAUGCAGAGCUGUUUGCACAGCUGUUAUCAAUUCCGGCUAACAAGACGUUACUACGACGGCACCUCAGCACACAUUUUGUGGGACUCAUUGGUCAGGAAACACAACAAAGAAAACGCGAGUAUGAAGCAUCUCCUGCUUUUGUCACAUUGUUACCAAAUAACAAGAUAAAAAAAGGUAAAUUUGGGAUUUUUGGACAUAAGCGCAGCAAAUCAGAAACUGAGGCAGAUGGAUUUAUCUGUCCACUAGACAACUUGUCUUCCACCAAGGACUGUCAUAUCAAUGGCAAUGGCAUAGCAUCAAAUGGAAAACACGACCCAAAGAGAGGUCAGGUCGGUGCAAAAGAAAUUGGUGCCGUUUCCAAGGAAAUAAAUUCAUUAACAAAAAUGCUGUCACAAGAACGUUUUCUAGAAAGUUGUCAGACAUCGAAUGUUUGACACCAUCAUACCACCAAAAGAUUGAAUGUGCCAAGGGAGAUAACUCGGUGAACUGAAGUAGGAAGGGACUUUUCCAGUGUAACAGAAGUGAAUCAACUUGAGUAAUACAAUUUGGACUUAAGGCUUAUGGAUAUUUUUUUUAUGUUUUUAAGUUUAAACUGAAAAAAAAGUUGGAUUUCAUUUUUCAAAUAUUGUUAAGAAUAACCUACUCAAGUUACUUUAAUUGGCUUAUGUUGGCCUGAAUUUUAUAACCAGUGCUGUGCUUUUUGUAUGUAUUUUUACUUUUAUCAGAUCCAAACAGAAUAUAUUGUGACAUUUUAAAAGAGACAUAUUUUUUUUGGACAUAAAUUGAAAUCAAAGAUGUAUUACAGUUUCACUUCAAAUUAAUUUACCGAGAGGCUAUGGACCUAGAAACUUUAUACCACAACUAUGUUUUACAAAUGAGUUAAUAGGGUAUACUAACAAUUAUCUUCCACUGAUGGUACUAGAAGCAGUAAUCUGUAGGAGAGUCCAUCACUACUGACAGCUAAUUUGAAAAUUCACAUUAGCUUCAGUCAGGAACACUUCAUACAAAAACUACUAUAACAAAUUAACAGGAAUUACACUGUACUUCCUCUAGUUUGUCAGAUGUGUAGUAGUCUUAUACAUUUACAAACAAACCUAGUUCAUCUUGAACAAAACAACAGUUUUGGGGAUUUGUUUUGGGGUUUUUUUAAUUAUUGACUGGAAUAAACAAAAAAAGGGUUGCAUCUUGAGCACUGUUCAUAUAUAUAUUUGAAUCAUCACAAUUGUAUCCAUUUACUAUUUUUGUAGCAUAAAUGAAUUGUACAGUUUUGUAUAUAUCAUUAUUGUUCAUAGUGUAAAUAUCAAAGUGCGGAGCAUGCUUUACUUAAGUUUGAUAGGCUAUCCAGUUUUUUAAUUUAUCAGUUAUUUUAAAUUUUUCCAAGAAUAUUAUUUGAAAUAUACAUGGCUGUUGUAUGCAACUUGAUACUAUCAAGAAUACACCCAAGUCUGAACAGCCCAGUCAGUAUAUAGCAUUUACUGAAGGGUGUUGUGAGGUAUGUAAAUAUAUGUUUUACUCACUUAAUAUAGGGCUUCCUUUAAUACUAUUUGCCAAGAAUCAGUCUGUGAUUAUUAAGACAUCAUGAUUGGUAGAUGGAAUACUAUUUCCAAAAAACCUAUUUGUAUUAAAACACUGCUGCCAGAAAUGCUGAAGUAUAAAUGUUGUCUUUGCAAACCAUUCAUGCUUAUGCUUUUAAUACUACUGAAUCAAAUAAAAAUUACUAUUACCUUUGUGUUAUAUUACUAUUGAUGUUUUUGAAAGAAAAAAAAUUGUUAAAUGUAUAAAAAAUUACUUGUUACUGGAUGAACAGACAGGAUGUGGGCAUCACAGGAGCAUCCAUGCAUCAGAUGUCAAAUAUCAGAUCAACAUCUACAAAACACACUAGCACAUGCAUAUGGGGGGGGGGGGUCAUGGAGCAGCUUGCAGGCUUCUGGAAUCGCUUGUUGCACAAUUUUUACCAUCUGCUGCUGAAUGUAGCAAGCCGAGAUUCCCAUAUUCCAGAUUUUAGGUCAAAAUAAAUGUUAUAAAAAUAUCUAUUUAAGCCGUUUUCUGUGUGUGACAUGCAUCCAGUGUGUUUAGUAUUUUUGUGCGAAUGCUGGGUGUUGCCCAUCACUUUUUCCAUAUCAAAUAAUGUGUAUUAUAGUCUUGUGGUAUGUGUUAUCGUGUCUGUGGGAUGGUGAAUGUAAAAGAUUCCUUGCUACUAAUGGAAAAAUGUAACGGGUUUCCUCUCUAAUACUAUAUGUCAAAAUUACCAAAUGUUUGACAUCCAAUAGUCAAUGUGCUCGAGUGGUGUCCUUAAACAAAAACAAACUUUAACUUUCUUUAGUAACAUAGUUCAGUUUGGAAACAUAGUACUGUCUGCAUCUCAUAUUUUUUAAGAACUUAAAAAUGUAUUGUGAUACUACUAUUUUAUGAACUUUAAGAGAUAUUUUGUUGACAUGGUUGUGAAGAACAUUUCUUGCCUUAUGAUCACUCGCAAACCAAUAGCAAAGCUCCAUCUGAGUAUGAACAAAACUAUUUUUGUAUGUGCGUUUUUUUACACUGAUGCUACCUAUCUCCACAUGGCCACUAUAGCACAUUCUGCCUCUUGAAGAAGUGAACAAUUUACACCGCUGUGACAGCUUGUGUCACUCUUGUGAGCCAACCGUGCCUUGACACAACACAGUUCAUGUGACAGUGCGCAACAAAGUUUUACUGCAUUGUACUGGUAGUUUUCUUUUCAGAAUAUUCAUUACUGGAAUAGUUUAGUUGAGGUUUAUCUUAAUGAACUAUUAUUACUAAUAAUGGUUUGCUAAAUAGGCUUAUCAUUAGCUGGAGUAUCUUAUUCAUCAUGCUUACUGAUUAAGUAACAUGUUGUAUCAUUGUAAUUAAUAAGUCAGAUAUUUGAAUUGAUAAAUAUUAGUAUAAAUUACCUAAGUUAUAUUCAAAAUUAAAUGUAACACUUAUAAAAGGUUUUUAAAAAUUAAAUAAAAUAUGUACAUACAGACGGUUAGCUAACCAGUAUGAAUAGUUAUGCAGGUAUGAAAAACAGUUGGCAAAUGAUUAAAUGAAUGAUUGAAUCAGUGAACGAAUGAUUUAUUAGUACGGAUAUUUAUUUUGGUUAUUUAUUUCUAUGCCAGGUCAGUCCAUAAAAUAUUAUGUUUAAAUAUUUGAACGAUUUACCACUUAAGUGAAUUGGCAAUUCACCUACCUUUAAAGUUGAAUAAACGACACAUGAGUAGAAGGACAGUUUGCAUGAAAUGUUGUGAGUGCAGUACUGAUAAAAUUAGCUACACAGCUGUUCACAGUCGAGCUGUCAGCUUAGAUGGCGCGUUGGUCAUGUUAUCCAGGUUAAGACUGGUAGCUACUGGACGGGUACCCCAGGACUGGUUUCCACCCAGAUAGAGUGCACCACUUGGCUUAAGAGGGACGUGUAAGCCCCCAGCACCAAUCAGUUUUCUGUGUUAACAUCAUAUUAGCUACCUCGGAAUUUGUUGUAUAAGAAAAAUUGCCUGGGGCCUUUUUUCAAUCUUAUUUUCAUAUUCAUAUGUAUUUUAUUUCUGCAAAAUGAAUUUGUUAUUGAUAAAAUGUCAUGUAUCUUUAAAGUAUUUACUUUAUUUUGAAUUUGACAAAUGACCAAACAUGGUUAUAUUAGCUCAAGUAAAAAAAUUCUAGACUUUAUGUGAACAAAUUAUUGCAUGUUAGUUACAAUAGUCAUGAUUUGGAGGACUUUGUAUGGAUGAAUGGUUUACUAUGUAAGUCCAGUUCAUCUUAUUCCUCAUGCUUACUGUGACUUUUGUAUGUUUAAAACAAAUAUCAGCAAUGACUUUUAUAUUUUUAAAAAUACUAGUAAUGCCUGUUUAUUUAAUUUGUUCACACAUUUAGCCAAAAUUUCAUAACGUUGACUUGCUGAUUGUGCAUUAAUUAUGCCUUUUAAUUACUACAGGUAUUACAAAGUAUCUGUUUAAUUGUGUGUUAUAAUAGUAACAAUACAAGUAGCUCACUCAGAUUAUAUUUCUUCAGUUUUACUUUAUUUUAAUUCUUUUUUUAUAUUCCAUAUUACCAAAACAAUCUUAUAAUGGUGCAUGUUACUGAUUAGUAUUUUACCACAACUUGCUACAUGUAAGUCUUCCUGUUGAAACUACAAUAGCCAUUGUGAAUGGCUUGUAUGUAUAUUGUACAUUAUUGUAAAAUAAAGGUUUUUUAGAACACAUUUGACACUACCAGUAGUUAGUGUGCAGAUUUAGUUACAAGUAGAAUAAAUACAAAAUGUAUUUAGUUUGGUGUUUAUACAAAGGGAACAAAAUAUAAUUUUUUAAUUUAUUCACUUUUAAAUACAAGCUUGUUUGUGUAACUAUUCAUAGAAGUAUAUGUUUUUAACAUCCAAGUAUUUAUUACUUUUAUGUUGACUAUUCUUUUUCUUUAUUAAGAUUUCAUUCUAAAUGCAUGGAUCUGAAUGCAAAUUUUAGUUAAUUUCUUAAAUACAUGUACUUGAUUUUGUUUUUCUGAAAAUAUUCUUUUGCAGACAUUGUUUUGUUUUUAAUUUUACAUAAUCUUUUGAAUUCAUACUGCAUGCAAGUCUAUGGUAGAAUAAAUGUGUGUAAUAUGGUAUUUUAGUGUACAUUUUUUUCAGAGCAAAGGAAAAUAUUUUUUUAAAGUUAGCAAUAUAUAAUUUUAUUUUUAUGUACCAGUAUUUAAUAUUUAGUGGGGAGGAUUGUUUGGGAGGUUUUUGGGGGUUUUUUAUUAUUUUAUUUUAGCUAGUUCUUAUUAUGGUUUCCACCUUUCAUCUACAUGUACAUGUACCAGUUCUAUAAAUAACUGUGUGAAAUCGAGACUUGCAGGCAUUAUGGUUUCAAGUUGAACUGUGUGAAUGUUAGCUUAUCUUUGCAUAUUUAAAUACCUACCAAAUAUUUUAGAAACAUUUUGACAUUUUGUAUAUUUUACUGAUCUGUUUUGUAAUAUUGAUAAUUCAGUGCAUGCUUUCAAUAUGCCUGUCUCAGUCAUGUAAAUAAAUAUAUGUUGAAAGUG